Molecule: messenger RNA, 3451 nt
Organism: Gadus morhua (Atlantic cod)
Lineage: Eukaryota; Metazoa; Chordata; Actinopteri; Gadiformes; Gadidae
Gene: pitpnm3
Product: PITPNM family member 3
Exons: 20
Coding region: 380-3343 (987 amino acids)
Biological process (GO): phospholipid transport
Cellular component (GO): cytoplasm
Molecular function (GO): phosphatidylcholine intramembrane carrier activity; metal ion binding; phosphatidylinositol binding
Source: RefSeq, a predicted model, not a curated record
ACACACACACACACACACACACACACACACACACACACACACACACACACACACACACACACACACACACACAGUUACUUGAAGUAUGUGGAGCAAGCGGCGGAGAAGUCCGGGUCUUUUCGAGAAGCACAGGUGUGUGCGCGCCUCGCAGCAGCAGCAGCAGCAGCAGCAGCAGAGCCCGACGCCGCGCGUGUAGCUCUGUGCCCGUUCUACCUUCGCCUGGCACGCGCCACGGUGCAGGCACGAGGACGACCGAGGAGGAGGAGGAGGAGGUGGAGGAAGAAGCCAGCGCAGACCCGCCAAAACUAUCACACAACAUAAGCAUACCGGUUCUCCUAACUGCAUUUUCGGUCGGUUGGGCGACGGAGAGAAAGGCGCCAUGUCAAAGGAACCACGGGGCAAAGCCUCGGCCCGGAAGCACAGCGCCGCCCACUGGUGCCUGCAGAACAUCGCGCAGGAGUCCGUCGACAGCUCAGACGAGGAGUUCUUCGAUGCAAAAGACGUGCUGGAGGGGAAGAGCGCCAUGCUGCUGGGCAUGAGCCAGUGGAACUCCAACGACCUGGUGGAGCAGAUCGAGACGCUGGGCCACAUGGAGGACCAGGCGCACGCGGGUCUAUACCACCUGGGGGACCCCCGCUGUCCCCCCCAGAACAGCAUAGAUGGUCUGGAGGACACCCCGAAGAAGUGCCGGUCCCACGUGCUGCUGCUGGUGGUCCACGGCGGCAACAUCCUCGACACGGCCAGCGGGGACCCCAGCGCCAAGGCGGGCGACGCUGCCACGCUGGCCUCCGUGCUGGAGAAGGUGACGCGGGCGCACUUCAAGGCGGCGGCGGAGCACGUGGUGAUCCGCCUGGUGCCCUGCCCGGCCGUCUGCGCUGAGGCCUUCUCCCUCGUCUCACACCUGAACCCGUACAGCUACGAUGAGAGCUGUGUGUCCAGCAGCGUGGACCACCUCCCCCUGGCCGCACUGCCACUCCUGGCCAUCGCCUCCCCGCGAUACCUGGACGCCGUGGCAACGGUCAUCGUGCGGGCCAACCAGGUGUACCAGAGCUUCCUGCACUCAGAGGACGGCCAGGGCUUCACGGGCCAGGUGUGUCUGAUAGGGGACUGCGUGGGCGGCGUUCUGUGCUUCGACGCACUGUGCUUCAGCCAUCAGAGGGCUGGCAGUCCUGGCAGCCAUCAGAGGGCUGGGAGCCCCAGCAGCAGCAGGAACAACAGCACCGAGAGCCUCAAGAACACCCAGGGCCUGCUGGGCGAGUCCAACCCCGGCCUGAGCUCCAGCAAGCGCCUGAGCAAGAGCAACAUCGACAUCUCGGCCCCCACCGAGGGCAACGGCCCCGGGCCCCGCUCCCCCCUCAGCCGCAAGCAGAGCGACUCGUACGACGGCGACACCGGCGCCUCCACGGGCCAGCACCACAGCUUCUUCUCCAGCCUGAUGAAGGAGAGCCUGGAGGUGUGCUCCAGUAACAGCGGCUACCUGGUGCUGAACCCAGGCCGCUUCGACUUCGACGUGUCGGACUGCUUCCUGCUGGGCUGCCCCCUGGGCCUGGUGCUGGCCAUGAGGCGCACGGUGCUGCCCACCAUCCAAGUGAGCCAGCUGCACCCGGCCUGCUCCCAGGUGUUCAACCUGUUCUACCCGUCGGACCCCUCGGCUGCCCGGCUGGAGCCCCUGCUGCAGGCCCUCUUCCACCGCCUGCCGCCGCUGGCCGUGCCCCGCUACCAGAGGUACCCCCUGGGGGACGGACGCUCCGCCCUGAUAGCGGACAGCGUUAACGGAUCUCCCGAGGUCUUCCUGGAGGGGGGGGCGGACCCCAAGCCCCCCGUGGCUCCGCAGCCCGACCCCCCUCCCUCCUCCUCCUCCUCCCGAGCUGACUCCUCCUCCUCCUCCUCCUCCUCCUCGGCGCAGCACAAGGCGGCGGGGGGGGAGGAGGGGGGAGGAGGUGGGGGUCGCAGGGCCAGCCUGACCAGCGUGGACAGCGACGCCUCCGUAUGCUCCGGGGGCCGGCUGAGCAGCACCAUCGCUAACAUCUCCAGCAGCUGGUGGGGCUCCAAGCGCCUGGACCACGCCCUGUACUGCCCCGACGUGCUGACGGCCUUCCCCACCGUGGCGCUUCCCCACCUCUUCCACGCCUCGUACUGGGAGUCCACCGACGUGGCCGCCUUCAUCCUCCGACAGCUGAUGAGGUGUGACUGUGUCAGGGGGCAGGAGGCCAACAACUCGGACUCGGCCCCCCUCUCCCCCUCCGGCCCCCGGGAGAAGUGGCUUCGCAGGAGGACCCACGUCAAGCUGAGGAAUGUGACGGCCAACCACCGGGUGAAUGAUGUCAUCACCACAGAGGAGGGCCCCCAGACCCUGGUGGGCCGCUUCAUGUACGGGCCCCUGGACAUGGUCACCCUGACCGGAGAGAAGGUGGACAUCCUACUGAUGGUCCAGCCCCAGUCGGGCCGCUGGGUCCACUUCGACACGGAGCUCACCAACAGCAGUGGCCGGGUCGCCUACACCAUCCCCAAGAGCAAGAAGCUGUCCCUGGGGGUCUACCCCGUCAAGAUGGUGGUCAAGGGUGAUCAGACCAGUGCGGAGGCCUAUGUGACGGUGUUGCCGCGGGGGAUGGAGUGUGUGGUGUUCAGCAUCGACGGCUCCUUCGCCGCCAGCGUCUCCAUCAUGGGCAGCGACCCCAAGGUCCGGCCCGGGGCCGUGGACGUGGUCAGACACUGGCAGGAGCUGGGCUAUCUGAUCAUCUACAUCACGGGCCGUCCUGACAUGCAGAAGCAGCGGGUGGUCUCCUGGCUGUCGCAGCACAACUUCCCCCACGGGAUGAUCUUCUUCUCUGAGGGCCUGGUCCACGACCCGCUGCGACAGAAGACCAUCUUCCUCAGGAACCUGGUGCAGGAGUGCCACAUUAAGAUCAACUCUGCCUACGGCUCCAUGAAGGACAUCUCGGUGUACAACAUGCUGGGUCUGCGGCCCGCCCAGAUCUACAUCGUGGGCCGGCCCUCCAAGAAGUACCAGAACCAGUGCCAGUUCCUGAGUGACGGCUACGCCGCCCACCUCUCCACCCUGCAGUUCGGCCACCGGGCGCGGCCCAAGAAGACGUCCUCGGUGCGCAUGGUGCUCCGGAAGGGCUCCUUCGGCCUCUCCGCAAAGCCCGACUUCCUCUGCAAGCGGACCCACCUGCGGCGGACCAUGUCGGUGCAGCAGCCCGACCCCCCCUGCACCCCCAACCCCAAGCCCGAGAGGGCCCAGAGCCAGCCCGAGUCGGACAAGGACCCCGGAGGAGGAGGAGCAGCGGUGCACGGUGUGUGGGGACGGGCCUCCAUGCACCGGGGGGACACCACCCCCUGACGUCCAGCCCGGAGAGGGAGGAGGUCUGGGAGACGGGAGGAGACGGAGGAGACGGAGGAGGAAGAGGAGGAGCAGGAGGUGGGAGGGGUCCAGGGAGUCCGGUCCUGA